Molecule: messenger RNA, 2252 nt
Organism: Morus notabilis
Lineage: Eukaryota; Viridiplantae; Streptophyta; Magnoliopsida; Rosales; Moraceae
Product: transmembrane 9 superfamily member 2
Exons: 7
Coding region: 62-1834 (590 amino acids)
Biological process (GO): protein localization to membrane
Cellular component (GO): membrane
Source: RefSeq, a predicted model, not a curated record
AACCCCUCCACACUCACAUUUGAAUGCUCUCUCUCUCUCUCUCUCUCUCUCCAGCUCUGCAAUGGCGAAGAACACGACUUUCUCUCUCCCUCUCUUCGCAUUGCUUAUCCUUCUCUGCCUCUUCGAUCACGUCCGAUCCGAUCACCGCUACCAUGAAGGCGACUCCGUCCCUCUCUACGCCAACAAGGUUGGCCCCUUUCAGAAUCCCAGUGAGACCUACCGGUAUUUUGAUCUUCCUUUCUGCUCACCAGAUGGCGUUAAAGAGAAAAAGGAAGCUCUUGGUGAAGUCUUAAAUGGGGAUCGUUUAGUAAGUGCCCCCUACAAACUUGAGUUUCAGAAAAACAAGGAGUCCAAAGUUGCUUGCAAAAGCAAACUUAAGAAGGAAGAAGUGGCACGGUUCCGAUCUGCAGUCAACAAGGAUUAUUACUUUCAGAUGUACUAUGAUGACUUGCCCGUCUGGGGAUUCAUAGGGAAGGUUGUCAAGGAAGGGAAGGAACCUAGUGAAUACAAAUAUUACCUUUACAGGCAUAUCCAUUUUGAUAUCUCUUAUAACAACGACAGAGUGAUUGAAAUCAAUGUUCGGACAGACCCGAAGGCCGUACUGGACCUUACUGAGGAUAAAGAAGUUGAAGUUAAAUUUUUGUACACUGUAAAUUGGAAGGAAACAAACACUCCAUAUGAGAAGAGAAUGGAUAAAUAUUCACUAUCUUCUUCACUGCCCCAUCAUUUGGAGAUCCAUUGGUUCUCGAUUAUUAACUCGUGUGUGACAGUUCUUCUUCUUACUGGGUUUCUUGCCACAAUUCUCAUGCGGGUCCUUAAGAAUGAUUUUGUCAAAUAUGCUCAUGACGAGGAAUCAGCUGAAGAUCAGGAAGAGACGGGAUGGAAAUACAUCCACGGUGAUGUAUUUAGAUACCCUAAAUACAAGUCUUUGUUUGCAGCGGCCUUGGGUUCGGGAACCCAACUUUUUACACUUACUGUUUUUAUUUUUGUACUUGCACUUGUUGGCGUCUUUUACCCGUACAAUCGAGGGGCUCUCUUUACUGCCUUAGUUGUCAUCUAUGCUCUCACAUCUGGAAUUGCUGGCUAUACUGCUACCUCAUUUUAUUGCCAGCUUGAGGGAACAAAUUGGGUUAGGAAUCUAUUGCUGACGGGGUGCCUCUUUUGUGGGCCGCUUUUUCUUACAUUCUGCUUUUUGAAUACCGUUGCAAUUGCUUACACGGCCACCGCUGCUCUUCCAUUCGGCACAAUUGUGGUUAUAGUUCUGAUAUGGACGCUGGUGACAUCACCUUUGCUGGUGUUGGGUGGGAUUGCUGGCAAGAACGGAAAGGCUGAGUUCCAAGCUCCUUGCCGCACCACCAAAUAUCCCAGGGAGAUUCCGUCUUUGCCAUGGUACAGGGGGACAAUCCCUCAGAUGGCAAUGGCAGGAUUUCUGCCUUUCAGUGCAAUAUAUAUUGAGCUUUAUUAUAUCUUUGCUAGCGUCUGGGGUCAUAGGAUUUACACCAUAUACAGCAUCUUGUUUAUCGUCUUCAUCAUUCUCCUGAUAGUUACUGCUUUCAUUACUGUGGCAUUGACUUACUUCCAACUUGCUGCCGAGGACCAUGAGUGGUGGUGGAGAUCUUUCCUAUGCGGUGGAUCAACUGGCAUAUUUAUCUAUGCCUAUUGUUUGUAUUACUACUACGCUCGGUCCGAUAUGUCAGGCUUUAUGCAGACAUCCUUUUUCUUUGGGUACAUGGCCUGCAUCUGCUAUGGUUUCUUCCUCAUGCUUGGAACUGUAGGCUUUCGAGCAGCUCUACUUUUUGUACGCCACAUAUAUCGGUCGAUCAAGUGUGAGUAAGUAGUUUGCCGUCUCUCAAAGACUUGUUGGAUGUCUUUGGGUUUGUUCUUUGUUCAAUAGCGGGCACCGUGUAGAGAAAGUUUCUGAAGAAAUUUUGUAGUGCCUUGUUUGUUAAAAAUCAGAAGCAAAGGUCAUGAGAUAUUAUCAACUAUACCAGAGUUUAGACGUUAGGUCCCAAUUUGUGUUCUCAAGGAGAGAAUUAGUAUCAAUAAACCAAUUCCGCAAUACAUUUUUUUUUUCUUAUUUUCUUCUUCAUUUUACAUCUACGAAUUAUCUCUCUGUUUUCUCUGCCUGUUUGAUUGAAGACGUGACUCCCAAGUAUUCUAGAGGAUGCCAUCAGGUGGAGCUGGCUAAUAUUUUCUUGUUUCACUUGAUAAUUGUUAAUAACAGGAUUGUGAUCUUUCUUCUUUCUCCCCAA